AUGUUAAUUAAUGACAAUCAAUUGAUAUGGGUUUCAAGAAGCAAUGAAAUAAUGCAUGUUUUAAGGUUUCAGCUGGAAUUUUUAGAGAAAAGACAGAAUUAAAGUUCAGCUAAAACAUAGUCCUAAAUGUAUUAAGUAAUUCUACUUUCCUAUAGUCUAGAUUGAGAAACUCAAAAUUUUGGCUUUAAAAAAUAGAUUUUAUUUUUAUUUUGUAUAUGAAUGGCAUGGGCAUUUUGUUAUUUUAAGUGAAAUUGAUUUAUCAUCAAUUGCAACUUAUGGAGUCAUAACUAAGGAUGGAAAAUUUCUGA
Messenger RNA from Paramecium sonneborni, 308 nucleotides. Lineage: Eukaryota; Ciliophora; Oligohymenophorea; Peniculida; Parameciidae. The record is from the annotation of a GenBank genome assembly.